GGAUUGUAUGAAGGUCAGUUUCCUAUAGUUUCUAGAGCAGCUAGCUAGGCUUGCUUUUUAAAUUAUUUACUUGUUUUUUUUUAUUAAUUUCUCUUGGAUAUUAAUUUCUAUCAUCUGUUCAACUCACUAUAAAAUCCAAAGAAUAGAAGCUAGCAAGAGCACAAUACCAAGUACCGGUGUCCUCCUCUUUCCAGUCACCCGUUCACCUUUUCUAUUGCCUCCAUAGCUCUCCUCUUUCCUUUCAUGCACUUAUUGGAAAAGAAUAAACUAGACACGAUCUUGUGGUAUAUAUAUGUAGCACUCUUCUUUAUCAACACCCAUCUCUUGCAUUUCUCUAGUAAGUUAGCUCCUGAGUCCUUACAUCUUCAAGUCUUCAUCGUUCAUUUUUUAGAGGAGGAUUUCGAACUCUGGAUCUUUAGCUAUAUAUAAAUAUUUUCAUUAGUAGCUAGCUAAUAUACAUAUAUAAGCUUGUCCAAGACCAACAAUUAACCAUUCUAGCGUUUUGAACAAUAAGCUGAAAAAAUGGGAAUUCAAGGAACUUUGGAGUACUUAUCAGAUGUACUAAGCAGUGCCAAAAAAGGCAAGAAGAAGAAGCAAAUGCAAACGGUGGCCAUAAAAAUCAGGAUGGACUGUGAAGGUUGUGCCCGCAAGGUCAAGAGUGUCCUCUCCGGCGUAAAAGGUGCUAAAUCUGUGGACAUCGACUUGAAGCAGCAGAAGGCAACUGUGAUUGGAUAUAACGUUGAGGCAAAGAAAGUGUUGAAGGCUGCUCAGUCAACAAAGAAGAAGUGUGAGUUGUGGCCUUAUGUUCCGUACAAUCUGGUUGCUCAUCCUUAUAUUUCUCAGGCAUAUGACAAGAAGGCACCUCCUAAUAUGGUCAGGAAAGUUGCCGACACUUCAAACAUCACUGAGACUGCCAUGGACGACCGCUACACAGUCAUGUUCAGCGAUGACAAUCCUAAUGCCUGCUCUAUCAUGUAGCUAGAUUAUUAAUAUAUAUAAUCAAUAUAUCUAAAAUAAUCAUAUUUAUAAAUAGUGGAUUAAUUAACGAAAUAGUGUGGUAUGUGGGGUUGAUAUACGUGGGUUUUGUUCAGGGAGUUCGAUUAUUCAAGCUGUUGAUUUAUCUCUUUGGCUAAAGCUGUCAUAUUUGCGUGGAGCCUUUUGUGAUUCAAGAGUAAUAUUACUAGCUCGUGUCUUUUUUUCA
Messenger RNA from Pyrus x bretschneideri (Chinese white pear), 1201 nucleotides. RefSeq names its product heavy metal-associated isoprenylated plant protein 24. The transcript is spliced from 2 exons. NCBI's taxonomy places the organism in Eukaryota, Viridiplantae, Streptophyta, Magnoliopsida, Rosales, Rosaceae. Bases 523 to 978 code for a protein of 151 amino acids. Gene Ontology annotation, molecular function: metal ion binding. The record is from RefSeq and is a predicted model, not a curated record.